Messenger RNA from Indicator indicator, 1190 nucleotides. RefSeq names its product torsin family 2 member A (gene TOR2A). Gene Ontology annotation, molecular function: ATP binding; ATP hydrolysis activity. The record is from RefSeq and is a predicted model, not a curated record. NCBI's taxonomy places the organism in Eukaryota, Metazoa, Chordata, Aves, Piciformes, Indicatoridae. Gene Ontology annotation, cellular component: endoplasmic reticulum lumen; nuclear envelope.
AUGCUGGAUCCCACUUGUACAUACGUUUUCACUAUCACUUCUGAAUGUACAGACCUUCUGCAAGCGGGGCCGGGAUCCCCGCAGCAUCUCACAGCAGCCCUGCCGGAGCACGAACCCUGCUCGCGCCGGCGCGGACGGGGAAGGAGGGAUGUGGCGACGUGGCCCCGCCUUCGCGCAAGGCACGCCGGGAACUGUAGUGCGGGCGGUGUCGGAGCGGCGGCCGCCAUGGCUAGCGGAACGGGGGUGGUGCUGCCCCCGCUGCUGUUGUUGCUGGCGGCGGCCGCCCGCCGUGCCGCCACUUGGGAUGUAUGGGCACUGCGCUGCGGCUUCUCAGCGGACUGCGAGUGCAGCUUCGGACCUGAUCUUCGCGGUCUGGAGUGUUACUUGGCCACGAAGCUGGUGGGACAGCCCCUGGUGAGGCAGCAGGUGAUGAAGGGAGUGAGCGAGUUCGUGGAGAAACGGAAUCCAGAGAAACCCCUCGUGAUGUCUUUCCAUGGCUCAACUGGAACAGGCAAAACCUAUGUGAGCUCCAUGCUCAUCCAUUACCUUUUCCAAGGUGGACUCCAGAACCCCUAUGUUCAUCAGUUCUCACCAAUAGUGCACUUCCCCCAUGCUGAGCAGAUAGAGCAGUACAAGGCAAGUCUGAAGAGCUGGAUCCAAGGGAACUUGACCAAGUGUGGACGGUCAGCCUUUCUCUUUGAUGAAAUGGACAAGAUGCACCCUGGGCUGAUUGAUGUGAUCAUACCAUUCCUGGGACCCUCGUGGAUUGUGUAUGGGACGAACUACCGCAAAGCAAUCUUCAUCUUCAUAAGCAACGCAGGAGGGGAGCAGAUCAACAAAAUGACGCUGGGUCUCCAGCAUGCCCACAAGGACCGAGAGGAGAUCAGCCUGCAGGACCUGGAGCCAGCCAUCUCUAAAGCCGUGUUUGAAAACCCUCAGAGUGGAUUCUGGAAAUCUGGGAUCAUUAAUGAACAUCUCAUUGAUUUUGUUGUGCCCUUCCUCCCACUGAAGCGUCACCACGUAAAGCAGUGCGUUGUCAGUGAACUUGUCCAGCAAGGCCUUGAAGUACGCACAGGUGUUGUCGAGGAGGUGGCUGACAGCAUUCCCUACUUUCCAGAAGAACAGAAAAUAUUCUCAUCAACAGGCUGCAAAACAGUGGCAUCUCGGAUCAGUUUUUUCUUCUAGUCAUU